This is a messenger RNA of Caenorhabditis remanei, 645 nucleotides long. RefSeq lists its product as uncharacterized. Bases 1 to 645 code for a protein of 214 amino acids. The record is from RefSeq and is a predicted model, not a curated record. Lineage: Eukaryota; Metazoa; Nematoda; Chromadorea; Rhabditida; Rhabditidae. Gene Ontology annotation, molecular function: GTPase activity; GTP binding. Gene Ontology annotation, cellular component: Golgi apparatus. The transcript has 3 exons.
AUGUCAUAUGCUUACCUUUUCAAGUACAUUAUCAUCGGGGAUACCGGUGUUGGAAAGUCUUGUUUGUUGUUGCAAUUCACCGACAAGCGCUUCCAGCCAGUUCAUGAUCUGACGAUUGGUGUCGAAUUCGGAGCACGUAUGGUAACUAUCGAUGGAAAGCAAAUUAAGCUUCAAAUUUGGGACACUGCUGGACAAGAGUCAUUCCGCUCGAUCACUCGAUCUUAUUAUCGUGGAGCAGCCGGAGCUCUUCUUGUUUACGACAUCACUAGACGCGACACAUUCAAUCAUUUGACGUCGUGGCUCGAAGAUGCCAGGCAGCACAGUAAUUCCAACAUGGUUAUUAUGCUGAUCGGAAACAAGAGUGACUUGGAAGCUCGUCGAGAGGUGAAACGUGAAGAAGGAGAGGCUUUUGCUCGUGAGCAUGGUCUCGUCUUCAUGGAGACUUCUGCAAAGACAGCCGCCAAUGUAGAAGAAGCAUUUAUUGAUACUGCUAAGGAAAUCUAUCGUAAGAUCCAGGAGGGCGUCUUCGACAUCAACAACGAAGCCAAUGGAAUCAAGUUGGGACCACAACAUUCUCCAAGCUCACCGAACUCUCCAGGAGGAAACGCCACUGGUGGAUUGGGUGGAGGAUCCGGAUGCUGUUAA